Molecule: messenger RNA, 399 nt
Organism: Leptosomus discolor (cuckoo roller)
Lineage: Eukaryota; Metazoa; Chordata; Aves; Leptosomiformes; Leptosomidae
Gene: IL21
Product: interleukin 21
Biological process (GO): immune response; positive regulation of natural killer cell mediated cytotoxicity
Cellular component (GO): extracellular region
Molecular function (GO): cytokine receptor binding
Source: RefSeq, a predicted model, not a curated record
AUGGAGAGGAUGAUUAUUUUCUGUACGCUUUUCUUCUGUUCCAGCAUGGCGCUGACUGCAGCUCCACACAAAAUAGCAAAAUACAAACAGAUUUUGAAGACAAUUGAAGUGUUAGAAACCACAGUGAAAGAUAAGGAUGUUGAAUUGCUGCACACACCAGAAAACCCUGUGGAUGGAUGCCUGUUCACAGCUGUGGCCUGCUUCCAGAAGGGCACACUGAAAUUACAACCAGAAAACAGCCAAGUAAUUCCCACGUUCACCCAAACCAUUAAAGUCUUGAAAAGAUUCAGCUACCCUGGCAAGCACUGCGAGUCUUCAUGUGAAUCUUACGAGAAAAAAAAACCCAAAGAGUUUUUGAAGAGCUAUGCAAAACUAAUCAAAAAGUUACUCAAGGACUAA